Molecule: messenger RNA, 1080 nt
Organism: Drosophila teissieri
Lineage: Eukaryota; Metazoa; Arthropoda; Insecta; Diptera; Drosophilidae
Product: estradiol 17-beta-dehydrogenase 11
Exons: 5
Coding region: 52-1017 (321 amino acids)
Cellular component (GO): lipid droplet
Molecular function (GO): oxidoreductase activity, acting on the CH-OH group of donors, NAD or NADP as acceptor
Source: RefSeq, a predicted model, not a curated record
UGCGUUUUCAACAUUCUCUCAACUCGGUCGUGGCUUGAAGUAAGCGGAAUAAUGUCGGAAGCUCUACGAACCACUUGGGUAAAACUGCAGGCCUUCGUCGCACUGGUCGGUUUCGCGGCCAUAACGCCACUACUCAUUUUGGUAGCACUUCUCAGUCGACUGAUCGCCAAUCUCUGCUGCUGCUCGGCGCCGAAAUGUAUCGAGGGAGAAGUGGCCGUGGUCACUGGAGCUGGUCAUGGACUGGGUCGUGCCAUAUCCUUGGAACUGGCAAGGAAAGGCUGUCACAUCGCCGUGGUGGACAUCAAUGUCUCCGGAGCGGAAAGCACUGUUAAGCAAAUCCAAGAUAUCUACGGGGUUCGCGCAAAGGCCUACAAGGCUAAUGUCACCAGUUACGGCGAACUGGUUGAGCUGAACACCAAAGUGGUUGAGGAUCUGGGUCCAGUGACUGUCCUAGUCAAUAAUGCAGGUCUCAUGCUGCAUCGCAACAUGAUAAAUCCGGAUCCAGUCGAUGUGCAACUUAUGAUCGAUGUUAACCUUACGUCGCACUUCUGGACCAAGUUGGUUUUCCUGCCCAAAAUGAAGGUACUGCGCAGAGGCUUCAUAGUUACAAUCAGUUCAUUGGCAGGUGUCUUCCCAUUGCCCUACAGUACGAGUUACACUGCCACCAAGGCGGGCACCCUGGCCCACAUGAGGGCCCUGCGCAUGGAGAUGGCUCUGGAGAACCAGAAGGACAUCCAUGUGACCACCGUGCUGCCCACCUUCCUGCGCACCAACAGUGAGAUAACGCAGCUGACGGACUCUAUGGGAAUCGACGCACUAUAUCCUCUGGUCACCGGUGAGGAGGCGGCCCAUCGAAUCGUGGCCGGCAUGUUGAGGGGUGAGGCGGAGAUCACCUUGCCGGGAUUGGCAUCCCUGCUCUAUCGACUGAUUCAUAUUUUCCCGGCUGACUGGCAAGAUCGAAUGAUUCUGAUGUGCAGCAGCAGACGAUUUAAGCAGCUGCGAGAUGAGCGCUCCUGAUGAGGAUUCGUCGGCGGGGUGGAGGUGGAUAAAUAUAUAGUCCGGUUACGGAAAAAUAAGGAA